Molecule: messenger RNA, 1970 nt
Organism: Gamsiella multidivaricata
Lineage: Eukaryota; Fungi; Mortierellomycota; Mortierellomycetes; Mortierellales; Mortierellaceae
Exons: 2
Coding region: 98-1798 (566 amino acids)
Molecular function (GO): protein binding
Source: RefSeq, a predicted model, not a curated record
UUCUUUCUUUCCUUCUUCCUUUUCGUUCUAUCUUCACUUUCGCUCCAACCCUACAAUUCUGCCCGAAACUGCUCUUUCGCUUUUUCUCUGAACAAAAAUGACACAGCCAGUACAGGGCGAAAAGCCCAAGCUGAAUCGUCCCUCGCAGCCCUUUCGUGUUUCGUCUUCCUCCAGCGAGCCCUCGACUUCUCCCAUCAUACGCGUUGACGCUCGCCAUGAUCGCACGACUGAUCGAUAUGUUAUCCUAUGGCAGGACAUUCGACGAGCAUUCAAGAAUGCCCAGUGUAUCAUGCAGGACGAGGUCGUUGUUCCUUUUAUGACUGACGCCGACUUUAAAGAAUUGACCCCACCGAGAAUUCUCUACCGUCGCGCUGUUGUGCUCGAUGUCGUCCUCGAAGACACCGCUCAUGGUCCUACCCCCAAGCAAGGGGAUCCCGUCCUCCGCGGUACUAACAUUCAGCAGGACCGCAAGGCCAACAACAAAAACAAGGGACAUCUUUCUACAGAUGUCAAGGCCGACCUACAAUCGACUCUUCGAUCCUACAACCAGCUCUUCCGAUCCUUCUGCAAUACUAUGAUGUCUGAUGACCUGGGUCAAGCCAAGAAGACAAUGGAGACGAUGCAAAGGGAUUUGAUAACGGUACAGACGGAGAUACUCAAGGUCCAUCCUCCUCAAGAUCUAAUAAUCAAGGCACAGAUACAUAUCCUAGAGCACCAGCAGAGUCUCCUUGAGCGCAUGAGCGCGGUCCAGGGCCUUUUGCAAACCGUCGUCGAUCAAACGUCUGAGCUGAUGGAGGAGCGACCGCCCAACGUAGCUACAGUCAAGUCGAAAGUCAUGGCACUUGACCUGGUAAAGAUCACAAAGACUGUUCUCCAGUUCCUAGACCAUAAGGAUUUGGUUAAGUGCAUGCGAGUCAACAAGGCAUGGCAUGAAUUGACGGCACCUAUGGUCUGGGGAAAGAUCGACAUAUGGGACGAGCCACGAUACAAUCCAUCUGUUGAAGCCCUCCAGCGCCGCCGCCUUCUAGUCAACUCCCUUGGAAUGAGCCAAUCCGACCUGGAGUAUUGUGCAAUAGAUUUCCCCAACCUUCGACAUUUGGAUGUCAUUUUUUCGAUGAAAAAAGUGGAGCAAAUUAUAGAUUUCAUCCAGCGGCACACAUCGUUGACAAAGCUGGAGCUGCAUUACUCAUACUCCGAUGAAGAGUUUGAGUUUUAUGCGCCUCAGUUGUGGAGAGUUGUGGCCAAUUUGCCGGGUCUCAAGAGUCUUCAUCUCCAUGGCUUCGGGGUCCGCAACAUUUCCGUCUCUCUCCCGACAUUACACGAACUCCAUAUCAAGUACCACUCCAGAAACAGCUCUUCAGAUACAAUAGUCGACCAGUUGCGAUUCAUGUCUCGAUGCCCAGCUCUGCACGUUCUGGAAUGGAGAAAUUAUAACUACAAGCGCCAGAUUGGAGACGCCACAGGCAAGGAUUUUAUGCAGAUGGUCGAUGUUGGCACCUGGCCCGAGCUAACGGCGCUGACCGUGCAUUGUGACGCGUUGAUCCUUUGGGAUAGCGAGAUCGAGACAAUCCUGUCGUCCAUGCCUCGCGUAGUUGUGUUUGAUGUACGAGGUUCAGUAUUCGGUAUAUUAUCUUUCGUGCAGUUGCAGUACCACUUCGCGACUCUUGAGGAACUCCAUCUCGAUCCCAGUUGUACGCUGACAAAACACAGGCUGUCGGAAAUUGUAUCGUCGUGCCCACGUUUACUUGAAUCUUGUAAAAAAGAUUUAGCUAAGAUGGCUGCCGAUGGUCGUUCAUGAUUCUAUCAUUUGCUCCAAACAACAACAGCAGAAUAAUAAUAACGAUAAAAAAAAAUGCGCUACAAUGAUUUCGGCACGCCUGCUGUCUGAGUGCUCCAAAGACGUUCCUCCCCUCCUUCUACUUGACACACGCAUUUCCGAAAGUAAAAAAGUGUUAUUUGAUUCCCUCAGA